ACUAACCGUUGCCGUAUGGAAAGGGGGAAAUGCCUCUUUUAUUCCUGAUCUAUCCCGUCUGUAACUUCAAAAUUCCGAAUCCCUAAUUUGCUAUCCAAACCCUAAUUUCACUCAAAGCUCAAGCCGUUCCCUAAUCCCAACAAUACCCGAAUCCCAUUCCCCAGCCAGCUACUGUCAAGGGUAAAGCACUCUUUCUCUCUCUUCAGGGUGACAUACUUUGGAGAUGGAAAGUGGUAGAGAGACGGUGACUCAAGUGGAGCAGUGGUCUGUUGAGGAUCGGGUGUUCCGGAUAUACAAUAUGUUCGCUAGUAUUCCUCCUGGAGCCCAAACCACCCUGUUGGAGCUUCAACGUGACGAGCACAUUAAAUACCUUAAUGAAGGUCUCAAGCAACUUGGUCCCUCCUUUGUAGCUCUGGACUCCAGUCGACCUUGGCUUUGCUACUGGAUCAUACAUUCCAUGGCUUUGCUGGGGGAGUCUCUUGAUUACGAACUCGAAAAUAAUGCCAUUGACUUUCUUAACCGUUGCCAGGACCCAAAUGGUGGAUUUGGUGGUGGACCUGGACAGAUGCCACAUCUAGCAACAACAUAUGCUGCAGUGAAUUCAAUUGUUACUUUAGGAGGACAGAAAGCCCUUUCUUCAAUUAAUAGAGACAAAUUAUACAACUUCUUAUUGCGAAUGAAAGAUCCAAGCGGGGCCUUCAGGAUGCAUGAUGCUGGUGAAAUUGAUGUACGGGCAUGCUAUACUGCCAUUUCAGUUGCUAGUAUUCUCAACAUUCUGGAUGAUGAGCUCGUUAGGGGUGUUGGAAAUUUCAUCUUAAGCUGUCAGACAUAUGAAGGUGGGAUUGCAGGAGAACCUGGUUCUGAAGCUCAUGGUGGGUAUACUUUUUGUGGAUUGGCUGCCAUGAUUUUGAUCAAUGAGGUUAACCAUUUGGACUUGGCUGGUUUAAUUGAUUGGGUCGUCUUUCGACAAGGAGUGGAGUGUGGAUUCCAGGGGAGAGUAAACAAAUUGGUUGAUGGUUGCUACUCUUUUUGGCAGGGAGGCGUGCUUGCAUUAUUACAAAGAAUAGACCUGGUUACUGGUGAAUAUCUAUCACUAUUUGAUUCCGGAGAAGAGGACAGCCCUGGAAAUAGUACUUCUGAAGGAGAAGAUACUGAUGGAAUUUCAUCUGGGGCUGAGGAGACUUGCCAUUUUAAGAAUGGAGAGCAGCAGGAUGCUUCUUGUUCAGUGAACUACACCAGUUCUAAUCAUACUCGAUCUUUGGGAAACGUAGAAACGGAACCUCUUUUUCACAGCUUGGCAUUGCAGCAGUACAUACUUUUAUGCUCACAGUUAGAGAAUGGUGGAUUCAGAGACAAACCAGGGAAGCCCCGAGACUUCUAUCACACAUGUUAUUGUCUAAGUGGCCUCUCUGUAUGCCAGCAUUGCUGCUCCAAGGAUUACGAUUCUCCAUCCGUGCCCGGGCAGGUGCUGGGUCCCUAUCCAAAUCUCCUGGAACCCGUCCAUCCACUCUACAACGUCGUCUUAAAACAGUACAGGGAAGUUCGUGAAUUCUUUUCUAGGUCUCGAGCAAAGUUGAAUUGAGAUGUAUGAUCCGUAUUUUGAUAGUAUUCUAGAAAUUUUAUCUAUGGCAUGACUAUGAAAGAGAUUCAUUUUGCUGUUUGAACGCCUUACUCGAAACUUUUCAAUUGAAGGGUAUGUACCAUCAAUAUUUAAUCAAUCAAUCAUCUUAGGUUAUUGUAACUGUAAAUAUGUUGAUAUCUAAACUAAAUAUUGGAAAUGGGUUAUAUAA
Molecule: messenger RNA, 1790 nt
Organism: Populus euphratica (Euphrates poplar)
Lineage: Eukaryota; Viridiplantae; Streptophyta; Magnoliopsida; Malpighiales; Salicaceae
Gene: ERA1
Product: Prenyltransferase family protein
Exons: 15
Coding region: 224-1582 (452 amino acids)
Biological process (GO): protein farnesylation
Cellular component (GO): protein farnesyltransferase complex
Molecular function (GO): protein farnesyltransferase activity
Source: RefSeq, a predicted model, not a curated record